ACCUGGGUAUUUGUCGCAAGGUAUUUGAGCUCGAUCGAGCCGUCGCGAGAUCUCGAAAGGCUGAGCGAAAGCGGACUAGCGCGAAUCUUUUGUAGCAAGACGUCAUCGACUCAUUGGCUCGACGGCCAUAUGCCCCUACCAUUCCUUACACCAUGCUCACAUACUACAUGAGAGCAUGUCCCUCGUCUCGCGGGUCCUUCCAAGACUUUCACGUGGCCUGAAUCACACCGCCUAUCGACCUAUCACUUCAUUUCUACUUGUGUCCACACCGCACACCUUUCAUACCACAUACAUGAUGAGUAGCCCUGCGAAACGCAAGGCAGAAACGCAAGCUUCCCCUGCCAAGGCAAAGAAACCCAAAGUGCAGAUCCCAGAGUAUCAUCUUACGCCAUCGCGACGAGAUGAAGACGGGGAGAUUGUCUGGCCAGCACCAAAAGCACAGAUAGAGCGUGCGAGGGAGAUCAUCAGGGAAUGUGCAAGCGCCCAAAAGCCAACUCUUAUUCUUCCGGACAAGGAUGCAGAUGGCCUGUCCUCCGGAGCCAUUCUGCACCACACGCUCACAUCUCUUGGCCUGUCAUCCGAUCUAAUAUCUGUAUACUUCCCACCAAAGGGAAGUAAUGUUCAUGACGAAAGCACCCGCAGUACUGUCACUGAACUAUCGCCAGCCUACAUCUUCGUUCUAGACCAGGGAAGCCGGAAGACUGGUCCUUUUUACGAUGCAUCGCACAAAUGCCUUAUCAUUGAUCACCACUUCGCCGAAGAGGGCGGAUUUCCAGAGGGGGCAGAGUUUGUGACAGCGCACGAUUGUCCCCCCGUAGCAACGAGCGCUCUGCUCACCUACGCCAUAUGCUUGCCAUUGCAUCAAGAUUUGGAAGACAAAAUCUCAUGGCUAGCGGCUCUCGGAACACACGGUGACCUUGGCAACACGUUGAAGUGGCAACCACCUUUUCCAGAUAUGACUGCAACGUUCAAGAGGAAUCCGAAGAAGGCGAUCAACGAUGCAGUCGGCCUCGUCAACGCGCCGCGACGGUCAGCUGCAUAUAACGUCCAGGCGGCAUGGGAAGCUGUCAUCUCCGUGGAGGGUCCACAACCGCUACUGAGUAACGAAAAGCUACGCGAUGCACAGUUCGAGGUCAAGCAAGAAACGGAAAAGUGGUCGCAUGUACCGCCCAAGUUCUCGCGCGACGCGACCAUCGCUAUACUCACCAUCAGAUCGGCUGCUCAGGUACAUCCCGUCGUCGCCACGCGAUGGGCCGGCUUCUUGAAAUCGGACAAGCUCGAGAUCGUCAUGUGUGCGAAUGAAGGCUAUCUCCCAGGCAAGGUCAAUUUCUCGUGCAGAGUUGCGAAGCAUGCGCGAGCCCGAAUAGGUGACGACAGAGUCAACAUCAUCCAAACACUAGAGAGUAUAGUAGCAGACGAUCCAGAUCUUCGAGCGCGGCUUGGCGAAAGCUUCGCCAGGGGCCACAAAGAGGCUUCAGGCGGUAUCAUCAACGUCCAGGAGUGGGAGGAAUUCAAGAAGCUGAUGGGCGUCGGUGAGAACUCGCGGAAGAAAGCGGAAACCAAGACACCAGAAAAGAAGAAACCAGCGCAGAAAAACACAUUGCAGAAUUAUUUCGUCAAAGCGUCAUAGCAAAGAGUGGGUUUGGUGUUGGCGGUGUGGCGUGGUGAUGCGUUUUCGUUGGCUUUCGUUGGGGUUUCAGGAAAUUUCUGGUCUGAGGGUCGGGUGGACUCGCGUGGUGACGUCGGAGAAUCUCGCGUGACGGCAUGACUAUGACACGACGUUGCAGAGGCAACAUCACC
Paraphaeosphaeria sporulosa is the source of this 1800-nucleotide messenger RNA. RefSeq names its product DHH phosphoesterase. The record is from RefSeq and is a predicted model, not a curated record. Lineage: Eukaryota; Fungi; Ascomycota; Dothideomycetes; Pleosporales; Didymosphaeriaceae. The transcript has a single exon. The coding region runs from base 176 to 1630 and encodes 484 amino acids.